UUCACCGUCCUGCCGCUGCUGCGUUCAGAUCCGUGUCGCAACCUUCUCAAACGACACCUCUCCGGCGGCAUAUUUCGCUGUCCGUCGGCUUCCAGUCGCUCCUCGCAAGAUGCGGCACAGUUGUGCAGACGGUAUCGGAAGUGCUCAGGGAACCGCAUAGCUGUUAAAUGAUCAUGCUGCCCAGCUCGCAUUAACACCGUGUCAGGCCAAACAACGUUAAUGCAACAAAUAUGUCUGCUCGCUGAGAGAGCAGCCGUUGGUGUUCUGUUGAGUUCAAGUUCCCAGGUGUGGUGGUGAGCCCAUGGAGAAGCCGUCAGCUUCAGGCAGAGCAGCGCUGGAGGAAAGCAAAGGCCUGGUAGAGGAUGUUGGAGUGCUGAGAGGCGCGGAGGGUGGAGAGGUGGAUCAUCAGACGGCGAGGAAGAGCAGCUCAUCUCGCUCCUCCCGCAAGAGCUUCCGGCUGGACUACCGGCUGGAGGAGGAUGUGACGAAAUCCUGUCAAGACAAACACGGCCGCUGGACCAACCCUUGGCCCACAUGGCGGUUCCCUUCCUACACCACCCUGCUCAGGUUCCUGUUGUGGGACAAAAAUCACAGCAAUAUACCAAGUAACAAAGAGCUCCUGGACAGUGAGCUCCCAGUGAUGGAACCGUACUUCGUCCAGAGCCCAGACCUCUCUGAAUCAGGUCCAGGACUGAGAGUCACCUGGCUGGGCCACGCCACGGUUCUGGUUGAAAUGGACGGGCUGAAUAUUCUGACAGACCCAAUUUUCAGCCAGAGGGCCUCGAUGUUCCAGUUCCUUGGGCCCAAAAGAUACCGAGGGCCCCCCUGCACUGUGGAACAGCUGCCAAGGAUCGAUGCUGUUGUCAUCAGUCAUUCUCAUUAUGACCAUCUGGAUGCUGGAUCAGUGGCCAGCCUCAACCAACGCUUUGGAGGGGAGCUACGCUGGUUCGUGCCUCUGGGUCUGAUGGACUGGCUGACGAAGAUGGGCUGCGAGAACGUGAUGGAGCUGGACUGGUGGGAGGAGAACUGUGUGCCGGGUCACGAUGACGUCACAUUUGUCUGCACGCCCGCUCAGCACUGGAGCAAACGCACCGCACUGGACGAUAACAAGUCUCUGUGGGGCAGCUGGUGUGUUUUGGGUCCGGACCACCGAUUCUUCUUCGCUGGUGAUACCGGCUACUGCUCUUCCUUCCAGGAGAUCGGCCGACGCUACGGACCAUUUGACCUCGCAGCAAUCCCCAUCGGAGCUUACAACCCCAGGGAUAUGAUGCAGGGGCAACAUGUCGACCCAGAGGAGGCUGUUCAGAUUCACCAGGACGUCCAGGCCAAACAGUCUGUAGCCAUUCACUGGGGAACCUUUGCUCUCGCCUAUGAGUACUACCUGGAGCCACCGGCUCGGCUCAGAGCGGCCCUGGAACAGAAAGGACUGAAGCCAGAAUCCUUCUUUACCUUACAUCAUGGGGAGUCUCGCCUUAUAGCUUCACAGCAGGGAGACGUCUUUGACUGAUCGUCUCCGGAGUGUUGUGUGGCUGCUGAAGACUGGUGUCUGUAACAAAACGCUGAACAUUUUAAUUUGUCAUGUAUCGAUGGACUUCAGUGAUCUAAGCUUGAAGUGCAGACUAUGCAGACUACAAACAGUCACAUGUUCCUCAGUACUGUUUACAUACUGAAUGUUUUCCCUGCCACCAUCACAGUGGUCUUUACUACCUACAGGAGCUGCGACUCCACGAUAAAAAAAAAACAAAAACCAGAUUAGAUGUGUGUAAUUCUUGUAAGCUGAAAACCUGCUCAUCCCAAGGCUCAUGAGGAACAAGGUAUCUGAUGUCCACACAGAUGUCAGCUCUUACUACCAGUGUUGGUACAGUAUGUAGUUUAAGUCACACAUAACAUUUAGGUCAUCAAAAUAUGAAAAAGAGCACAAGUAGCAGUUUUCCUCAGGUUUUCUGCAGUUUAAUUUAGAUUCCAUGAAUUUUGUUACACACGAAUGUCAAAAGAUUUUUUGUGUGGUGUGUGUUCACUACUACUGCGCCCCGGGGGAGAGAACAUUAAGUGUUGAUGAGGCUUUUUCCUCCAGUCUGGGAUGAGAACAAAAACAACAUUUGCACGCUUAUGUCAUCAGUUGCCAUAUAACUCCUGGUCAGGAGACCAGCGUGUGACCAGAAGACUUUUGUCAACAUCAGUAAAUCUUAAGUAGUAGCUGUUGCUCAUGAAUGGAGAUACUAAUGUAGGUAACAAUGUGGGUUUGAACCACAAACCUUCAGUAUGAAGCUGGACCUGAGACUGCAGUGUGACGUAGCUGUAUGUUGACACAUAGCUGGACUUCCUGUGAGCUGUAACAUGAAAAAAACAAAACAAGCUAUUAGAGUUAUUUAGAGUAGGAUCUUUAAAGAUUGGUGCUAGCAAAAGGUUUUUUCUGAAUGUACUCUGGCCAACCCAAAACACAAAUGUUAGAAGAAAUCUAUUUUUGUUGCCUGUGAUAUUAAUGCCACUGUAUGCUAAUAGAAUGUGCAGCUGAAUGGAUGUGAGAUGCAGGUAGAAGCUGAGCUGGCUUCGGCUUCAUGCUCUGCAAACGUUGUGCUUUGUUCCUGCUUCAUCUGCUUUUGAUGCUCUGAAACCACAGCGCAAAGUCAUUCUCUCUCUCUCUCUCUCUCUCUCUCUCUCUCUCUCUCUCUCUCUCAUCAGUGUGAUCAUUUACACCUAGAAACUCGAGUGAUCAUACGUGUUUGCCUGUGAACGCAGCAGUAGAAUCAUUUUAGUAACUGUUCAAGUGAUUUGACUUUUUGUAAUGCUGGAUCUUGAAAAGCCAGAAUGUACAAGCAGUCAACAGCAAAAUGUUGAGUUAAUUCAGUACCCAGGUUAUAGAAACAAGGCCAAACAGUGCUAACUGUGGUUUACACUUGAUCCAUGUCACUAAGUUACCCAUUAAAUAUAACCAACAUUUCAA
Messenger RNA from Acanthopagrus latus (yellowfin seabream), 2944 nucleotides. It is a transcript of the gene napepld, whose product is annotated as N-acyl phosphatidylethanolamine phospholipase D. The transcript has 10 exons. Gene Ontology annotation, molecular function: zinc ion binding; N-acylphosphatidylethanolamine-specific phospholipase D activity. Bases 302 to 1507 code for a protein of 401 amino acids. Gene Ontology annotation, cellular component: membrane-bounded organelle; cytoplasm. NCBI's taxonomy places the organism in Eukaryota, Metazoa, Chordata, Actinopteri, Spariformes, Sparidae. The record is from RefSeq and is a predicted model, not a curated record. Gene Ontology annotation, biological process: N-acylphosphatidylethanolamine metabolic process; N-acylethanolamine metabolic process.